Messenger RNA from Naegleria fowleri, 1872 nucleotides. RefSeq lists its product as uncharacterized. The transcript is spliced from 5 exons. The coding region runs from base 1 to 1872 and encodes 623 amino acids. Gene Ontology annotation, biological process: transmembrane transport. The record is from RefSeq and is a predicted model, not a curated record. NCBI's taxonomy places the organism in Eukaryota, Heterolobosea, Eutetramitea, Acrasida, Naegleriidae. Gene Ontology annotation, molecular function: transmembrane transporter activity. Gene Ontology annotation, cellular component: membrane.
AUGACUCCGCCUCAACACCAAAGCCGCCGCCACCACCACCACUCCUCUUCCAACACCUCUUCUCCAUCAUCAUCGGAGGAAGGAAUGUCCACUGAAGGUCAUCAAGGUGCUUUGGAACAAGGACUGGUCGUUUCGCAUAGUACCGAUAGUUAUGGAGCAAUGGAUGUAGCAACAGCUCAAUUCAACGAUGAAGAGAAGAAGAAGAAACAACAAGAUGAUUCAGUUGUAGUAGCAGCCUAUUAUGAAAAGCCACACCAAUUGCCGCAUGAUGAUGAGCCGCUAUGGAAAGAAGGAAUUGAAAAGAAGAAGCGAAAAAUUACCUUCUGGACUGUUUUUGAUUUUUCUAAAAAGUGGUUGGCAUUAAUUAUUGGAUGUUUGAUGAUGUUGGUGUCAGGAACGCAAUAUGCAUUUUCAUCCAUCAGCCCGAUGAUUAAGAGAGAGUUGGGAUACUCGCAAUACGAAGUCACAACCAUUGCAGCUCUUGCAAAUUUAGGAACAUACUUUAGCUUGCCAAUUUCAUUAGUGAAUGACUUUGCUGGUGCACGGAUUUGUUCAAUUGUUUCAGCUGGGUUGUAUUUUGCAGGAUACUUUUUGUUUUUACUUUUAUAUUUGGAAAAGCUACCGAAUCAUUACAUAUUAGGAGGUAUUUUCUUUUUAAUCAUGGGUAGUGGAAGCGCAGGUGGUUAUUUAGCAUCCAUGUCCACCAAUUUAAAGAAUUUUUCAGAGUCGAAUAGAGGUCUUGUGGUUGGUAUUUUGGCCUCAUGUUUUGGUUUGUCAAGCUUCUUCUUCUCAUCCGCUUACAGUUACAUCUUUUCACAGGAUUUGGAACCUUAUCUGUUAUUUACAGCAAUUUUUGGAACGGUCAUUAUAUUUUCUGGAUGUAUUUUUAUGAAUACCAUCAGUAAGGACCCUUCGAACAAAACCCCACAAAAAAGAAUCAAACAAGAGGAAUCAGAUCAACAAAAUUCCGAAAGAACUUCACUCUUGAAACAUCAUGAUUUGCCACAACAAGAAAAAUCUGAACUUGACACAACCAUUGACAAGUCACAAGAAGAAGGAGCUGCUGUAACCUAUGAAGAAGCAGCUACCACUGAAACACCUCUCAAAGGAAAGAAAAUCUUUGCAGAUAUUAGUGCCAACAAAUCCAUGGAUCCUCCAACCCUUUAUCCAUUUAGAAUGUUGUUGACAUUGGACUUUUAUAUGUUCUUCAUUGUGUACAUGAUUGCUGCUGGUUGUGGUUUGGUCAUUAUCAAUAAUUUGGGGUCUAUUGUGUUGGCUUAUGGAGGUUAUCAUGGUCAGCAAAAUCUCAUGGUGCAAUUGCUUUCAGUGUUCAACUGCAUUGGACGAAUUGUAUUUGGAUUUUUGAGUGACAAGUUCCUUCUUCCUCAUUAUCAUCUCACACGUAUUUCCUUCUUUAAUAUGGCUGUUUUCAUGAUGGGUGUGGUUCACUUUAUUUUUGCAUGGAUUCCUGUGAAUGGUAUUUAUGGAAUGAUUUGUGUCAUGGGAUUCUUUAAUGGUGGAAUUUUCUCUCUAGCUCCAUCUUUCUGUAGUGAACGAUAUGGAUCUAAAUAUUUCGGAAUGAACUUUUCGAUUGUGAAUUUAGCAGCAGCAGCUGGAAGUUAUGCAUUGGCCACAAGUUUAGCUGGAUAUAUUUAUCAAGAAGGUGUCAUUGCUCCAAGAGUUACCACUUGUCAUGGUAGAGAUUGUUUCCAACUCACUUUCUUUAUUACUACUGCAAUGUGUGGAUUUGCCUUAAUAUUAGGACUUGUAUUGCAAUAUAGAACUCGAUGGGUUUAUGGUAUUUUCUAUCGAAGAAGAAUAGCAGCCACUCAAAAACAAUCAAACAUUGAAAACAAGUCAUCGACUGUUUAA